GGUUCACCGCCCAAGUACCAAGUACAUGGAGUACAUGUAUUAUUUCCAUAGUUCCAGUUCAGAGCUUGAAUCGCAAACAGAUACCUACCUAAUAAUAAGUCAACAACAAUCUACACCUCCGAUGCUGCGCAUCUAACAAACAAGAAAACCACAAUGCUUCCCCCCGUAGACGAGGCCGUCCUCAAGCAAAACCCCAACUUCGAUCGUCUAUACAAGACCCUCACCGGCUCUCUUCUCAACCCCGACGGCUCGACACGGAGCAACGACUCGGCAGCUAAGAAGCGGGAUGCCGUACACAAUGAACUUAAAGCCUACCGCCUCAAGGCUACAAAACAACAUCUCCUCCGUCGCGCGAUAGCAGCAGCAGCCAGUCCCGAACCGAGCACCAGCACGAGUACGAGUACGAGCAGCGCCGCUUCAUCUAAACUACAACAACCACCACCACAACAACAACAAUACCUAUCCCAACCUACCCGACGAACAAGACCAAGACCUCAAACGCAAAUAUCCACCACAUCCCAAGCCCCUCCCCCCGAAAUCCUCGAUCUCCUUCUUCUCCUCCCACCCUUCCUCUCCAACCCAACCUCCCUAUCAUCCCCCGCCCUCACCCUCCUCCUCUCCCGCCCUCCAUUCUCCGACCUCCCCUCUCUCUUCCCCAUCCUAACCGCCACCCUAUCCAACACCCUAUUCCGCCAAGCCAACUCCCUAGCCCGCGUGCUCAACCCCCACACCAACCCCUCCUACAUCCACCGCUCCGUCCCAGCCGUCGCCUCAACAACCACCGCCUUACUAUCCACCAUAUCCAGUUCCACGCUUGCGCUAUCGCUUGCCCGCCAGCGCGCCGCGUACGACUUAACGACGCAACUAGCGCGACACGCUGCGAUCCUAGCCCAGCUCAUCCGCGUGCUCGAGUCGAAACACGGUCCCGCCGCGCGGUCCGCCGAGCUACGGGCCGAGGAGGCCAAUCUUUCCGUGCGUGUCUGGGCCCUUGCCGCCGAGGCCUUGCUCUGGGACACCCGACGCGCCGUGUACCCUCCCGAAGCUCGGCGCGCCCUGACUAAUUAUAAGCGACACUUGGGUGAUGCGCGGAUGCGUCUUGCUGAUACCCUACGUGUGCGCCAGGCAGAGCUACAAGACUACGGGGUGAUGCCUGUCGAGAAAGGGGGGCAAGGUGGAGAACAGAGCAGCAAAGAGCGGACGAUGCGCGAGAUGGCUAGGGUAUGGCGUGAGAUGGAGUCACGGCUUAAUGAAGUCAAGGGUGAUUUGGAUCGAUUGAAAUGAUCCAUUUACCUAGUCCCCAACCCCAACGCGCUACUUUUAUUUUUGGUUUUCCGAAGCAGGCCAGUCUGUUAAUCACAGGCAUAAUGAGCAUUACAAGCACUAUUAUUUUG
Daldinia loculata is the source of this 1391-nucleotide messenger RNA. RefSeq lists its product as uncharacterized. The transcript is spliced from 2 exons. Bases 154 to 1281 code for a protein of 375 amino acids. Lineage: Eukaryota; Fungi; Ascomycota; Sordariomycetes; Xylariales; Hypoxylaceae. The record is from RefSeq and is a predicted model, not a curated record.